This is a messenger RNA of Dermochelys coriacea (leatherback sea turtle), 749 nucleotides long. Its product is annotated as serine protease 27-like. Gene Ontology annotation, biological process: proteolysis. The transcript has 4 exons. The coding region runs from base 197 to 634 and encodes 145 amino acids. Gene Ontology annotation, molecular function: serine-type endopeptidase activity. The record is from RefSeq and is a predicted model, not a curated record. NCBI's taxonomy places the organism in Eukaryota, Metazoa, Chordata, Testudines, Dermochelyidae.
GGGAACUGGGAGUGAGGACACCUGGGUUCUCUCCCCAGCUCUCGGAAGGGACGUUCCCUUUGUUACCUGUCACCACCAGCUCUUCAUUUUCAUACCUCUGUUUACAAAACUGCCGGUGUAUCUGUAUGUCCCUCCCCUCAACUUUCCCUUUCCCAUUCAGGAUUCUGUCCCAGGUGCAUCUGGAGGAACAUGGGUCAUGAGAGGUCUAAGCUGCCUGCUGGCCAUUUGGCUGCUGCUGGAGCUGCCCAUGCUGGAAGCUUGUGAGCAGCCAAUGGGAUCUCCCUGCAUUGUGGGGGGUAAUGAUGCCAAGAAUGGGUCCUGGCCCUGGCAGGUCAGCAUCCGUGAAGGCAGUAACCAUGUCUGCGGAGGGUCCCUCAUUGCUGAGAGCUGGGUGGUGUCAGCAGCCCAUGGACAAGUCUGCCUAUCAUGUGAACCUAGGGGAAUAUCAGCUCCUGAACCCUCUGAAAGUCUGGUAUCUUUUCCCAUCAAGAAGAUUUACUGCCAUCCCAGCUACACUGAUAUCAGGUCCAGUGGUGACAUCGCACUGGUGGAGUUGGAAACCCCUGUGAACUUCAACAGAGUUAUCCACCCCAUCUGCCUUCCGGCCUCCCCACGGGCAUGGAGUGCUGGGUGACCAGCUGGGGUGACACUCAGUAUGGAGGGAGCCUGACAGCCCCCAAAACGCUGCAAGAGGUGCAGGUGCCCCUGAUAGACAAAGAGGCUUGCAACAGCCUCUUCGACACCGGCUC